AUGGAGGAGGAGAGCCUGGAGGAGGGAGUCUGCGCCAUUUGUCAGGACCUCCUGAAGGAGGCUGUGAGCGCGGACUGUGGACACCUCUUCUGUCGUGCGUGCCUGACCCAGCACGUGCAGAAGGCUUCUGGGGACCUCUGCUGCCCGCUCUGCCGGAAGCCCUGUUCCGAGGGGGUGCUGGGGGAAGGCUACCUCUGCCACAGCCACCAAAAGAGGGUAUGCUGGUUCUGCGAGGAGAGCAAGCUCUUUCUGUGUGUGGAAUGUCUGGAGUCCCCUGAGCACCAGCCUCACCCAGAGCCCACCAUUGAGAACGCCAUCAGCCACUACAAGGAACGACUCACGCGCCGGAGCAGGAAGCUCAGGAAGGACUUGGCGCUGCUGCAGCGGCUGGAGGCCCUCGGGGCGGAGAGGCUGCAGGCCCUGCGGGUAGGCUGCGGGAACCACAGGCUGGACACCAAGCCGGAGAGCCUGCAGCAGACCGAGGGACAGCUAGAGGCCUUCCGUCGGCAGGGGCUGGAUCAGCUGGAGGGCCCCGCAGACAGGGCCGGAGCCCUCAGCCUCUCCGAGGCGAUAACACAGCUCAGCAGCCUGGUGGCUGAACUGGAGAGGACUGCCAGGGAGCUGGACCCCAGCACCCUGAAGCAUGCCAGUGACCUACUGAGCAGACUCACUCUGGAGCUGCUCCUUGCUGGCUCACUGGACAGCACCCCAUGGGAGGUCUCCCGGCAGCCUGUAGGAACCAGAGCUGCCUCCACCCUCGCCAUAGCAGUCAGGGGCCCACAUGUCACAGCUGUAAGGAAAUGGAGUCUGCUGACAACCUGAGUGGGACUGGAAGUGUGCACGGACAGCGCUCGUGUGCCCAUGGUGUGAGACCACGCCCAGCUCACAGUUAGUGUUCAGGAAAACUUCAAAUGGAUGCGGCAAAGAGCUAAUAAAAGCGUGAGGUCCCUGCCUGAUCCUCCAUGUUUAAAGGGCGUCAUUAACUAUCUUUUAGCCACGGUUUAUCGAGCUCUUGCCGAGAUAGUCAGUUCCAUGCUAGGUACUGAGGAAAUGAAGAAAAUAAUGUGACCACAGGAGUUGCCUUGUUGUGCUGCAAAAUGGAAAUUCAGUGUCAGACUGGAGUUUAAGCCUCCGUCCUGACUCCCAACAACUUUUGUAACACUGGACAAGCUCCUUCGCCUCUCUGAACAUCAGUUCUACUCCCUUUUAGAAAAGGCUUGCGAUUGUUUUAAGGAUGAAAUGUAAGAGUUGUACAUUCGUAGUGCCUACUGCAGUGCCUAACACAUCAUAAAUAUUCACAUGUAGUAAUCUCACCUCUUUUUAAACAUUGUAUUUCCAGAGCUGCAGGUACGGGAGAGUAUGUACACUAAAUUCAGUUGUCAGAGGCUAAGUGCUCCAGGAAUUCAAGGACAGAUGCAGGUGACACUGGAAAAGUCAGAGCAGGUUUUGUGGGGGACGUGGGGAACAGAGAGGCAGGAGAGAGAGGUGAGAAUAUUCUAGGUCAGUGUGUUGGUUUG
Messenger RNA from Chinchilla lanigera (long-tailed chinchilla), 1517 nucleotides. It is a transcript of the gene Trim40, whose product is annotated as tripartite motif containing 40. Bases 1 to 822 code for a protein of 273 amino acids. The transcript has 6 exons. NCBI's taxonomy places the organism in Eukaryota, Metazoa, Chordata, Mammalia, Rodentia, Chinchillidae. Gene Ontology annotation, molecular function: zinc ion binding. The record is from RefSeq and is a predicted model, not a curated record.